UUUGCAUUUGGUAUAGUGGAAGCGUGCGGAGCAUUUUUAUCCUCAGUACCUGGGUUCGAUUCCUGUCCAUGUCCUUGGGAGUCAUAUUUUUCUUCUUUUAUAAAAAAAGAGCAUGGAGCAAAAAUGAACUGUCUUCCCCAAUUCUCUGUUUCAAAUUUUUAAUUUCGAACCCUAACUUCUGUUCGCCGUUCCACCGAAGUUCGACCACACUCCACAACGGCAGGCCCGACAGGUAAUUGUCAGAGAGUGCGAGGACGAGAACUGGGAAGGGAUCAUAAGGAGAAUUUGGCCCAAUGCCAGGUAUCACCAGCGCAAUGGCUCAGUACAUCCACACUCUUGAUUAUUACAGUGGCGGCUUGCCAAAGGCGUCCGUCAUGUACGCAUCGUUAGAAUGCUACUUCGGCCUCAACCUCAACACCAUGUGUCCGCCUUCCGAGGUUUCCUACACCAUCAUGCCCAAUAUGGGGUAUUUCGAGUUCCUUCCUAGCCCUGUCCUCACAGGACCAGGUGGUGACCUGGUGGACCUGGCAGACGUGGAAAUGGGGAAGGAAUACGAGCUCGUGAUCACCACUUACGCCGGGAUGUGUCGCUACCGGGUGGGAGACAUCCUCCUGGUCACCGGCUUCCACAACUCCGCGCCAACAUUCAAAUUCGUGCGUGGAAAGAACGUGCUCCUGAGCAUCGACUCCGACAAGACCGACGAAGCAGAGCUGCAGAAUGCCGUUAAAAAGCCGCGGCUCUCUUGCACGGUCACGACUCACGGGGUGAGGCUCGUGGAGUACAUGAGCUUCACCGAGACAAAGACCAUCCCAAGUCACUACAUGAUUUACUGGGAACUCUUGAGCAUAGCUCCUAAUCCCUGCAACGAUCACGUCCUAGGAGAUCUCGACGAUGUUCUGAGCAAGUGUUGCGUGGCCAUGGAAGAGUCGAUGAACACCGUAUAUAGACAGUGUAGGGUUGCAGAUAAGUCGAUCGAGGCACUCGAAAUAAGGGUUGUAAAAGCCGGGACAUUUGAAGAGGUGAUGGACUUGGCCAUUGCAAAGGGAGCUUCCAUUAACCAAUACAAAGCUCCGAGGUGCGUAAAUAGCACCCCCAUGGUUGAGCUUCUCGAGUCCAGGGUGGUGUCGACCCAUUUCAGCCCAUCUCCCCCACAUUGGACCCCGGAGCAUCGGAUUUGAACCACAACCUCUCGGAAGCCAACUAUAUACUCCCUCCGUCCCUAAAAGGUCGCCACAAUUUGAUUUUCAACAUUUGACAUAUAAUCAAAUAAAAUAUAUUAUAUAUUAAUUAGAUAAAAUAAUAUUUUAAAAAUAUUUGAUAUAAUAAAUCUAAUAAAAUUUAUUUUAUACCAAUAUCUAAUAUCAUUUUUAUUUAAUUUGAGGUCAAAGUUUACCAAUUUUGACUGAAAAAAUUAAAACUGGAUAAAUAG
Molecule: messenger RNA, 1429 nt
Organism: Cuscuta campestris
Lineage: Eukaryota; Viridiplantae; Streptophyta; Magnoliopsida; Solanales; Convolvulaceae
Source: the annotation of a GenBank genome assembly